CUCCGAAUUCCCGUGUGCGGAUAGAGGAGAGAGAUCGAGAAGGGGCGGAAGGACCUCUUUCGCCCUCCGAUCUCCGUAGAUCCAGCCGCGAGGAUGGUCCUCACCGCCCGAUCCCUCGCCCCCCUCCUCCUCAUCCUCCUCGUUGUAGCUGCUGCAUCCCCGGCGUCCGCCUCGGAGUCCGACCAUACGUACCAAAACGAUGACCAUGUUACUCUUUGGGUAAACAAGGUUGGGCCAUAUAACAAUCCUCAAGAGACAUACAAUUAUUAUAUCCUUCCGUUUUGCCAACUACCAGGGAAUGCUGCCCAUAAGUGGGGUGGGCUCGGGGAGGUUCUAGGUGGUAAUCAACUUGUUGAUAGCCAGAUUGAGAUAAAGUUUCGAAAAAAUGUUGAUAAGGCCUCCAUCUGUGCUAUUAAUCUUGAUGCUGCUAAGGUAAAACAAUUCAAAGAUGCAGUAGAGAGUUCGUAUUGGUUUGAAUUCUUCAUUGAUGAUUUGCCUCUAUGGGGUUUCAUUGGGGAGGCUGAUAAGACCAAUGAAAAUCGACACUAUCUUUUCACUCACAAGGAUAUUGUUGUAAAGUACAAUGGUGAUCAGAUUAUUCAUGUCAAUCUCACCCAAGAAUCUCCUAAACUCUUGGAAGCUGGCAAAAUCUUAGACAUGACAUACUCAGUGAAAUGGAUAGAAACUGAUGUAAAAUUUGCUCGACGUUUUGAUGUAUACUUGGAUUAUCCUUUCUUUGAGCACCAGAUUCACUGGUUUUCGAUUUUCAAUUCUUUCAUGAUGGUUAUAUUCCUCACUGGUCUUGUAUCAAUGAUUUUGAUGCGAACUCUUAGAAACGAUUACGCAAAAUAUGCUCGUGAAGAUGAUGAUUUGGAGACUCUGGAAAGAGAUGCGAGUGAAGAGUCUGGAUGGAAGCUUGUUCAUGGUGAUGUCUUUCGCCCCCCGUGUAAUCUAGUUCUUCUUUCAGCAGUUGUUGGUACUGGUGCUCAGUUGGCUAUGCUUGUCCUCUUGGUCAUUUUGUUGGCAAUAAUCGGGAUGUUGUAUGUUGGGCGAGGAGCUAUUGCUACUACUUUCAUUGUGUGCUAUGCUCUUACGUCUUUCAUUUCAGGCUAUGUAAGUGGCGGUCUUUAUUCACAAAAUGGUGGUAAAAGCUGGAUAAAGUCGAUGAUCCUUGCUGCAUCCUUGUUCCCAUUUAUGUGCUUUGGGAUUGGCUUUAUACUUAACACAAUUGCUAUCUUUUAUGGUUCACUAGCUGCUAUUCCAUUUGGCACUAUGGUAGUUGUGUUUAUAAUUUGGGCCUUCAUCUCAUUUCCACUGGCACUUCUUGGCACUGUUGUUGGUAGAAACUGGAGUGGUUCUCCAAACAAUCCUUGCCGUGUGAAAACAAUUCCUCGUCUGAUUCCUGAAAAGAAAUGGUAUCUUACACCCUCCAUAAUCUCACUUAUGGGCGGGUUGCUUCCUUUUGGUAGCAUAUUCAUCGAGAUGUAUUUUGUCUUCACAUCCUUUUGGAAUUACAAGGUGUACUAUGUCUAUGGAUUCAUGUUGCUGGUUUUCCUGAUCCUAAUCAUCGUCACUAUGUGUGUAACAAUUGUUGGCACUUACUUCUUGCUCAAUGCUGAGAACUAUCACUGGCAGUGGACUUCAUUCUUCUCUGCCGCUUCAACAGCUGUGUAUGUGUAUCUCUACUCUGUGUAUUACUACUACAUGAAGACCAAGAUGUCAGGCUUUUUCCAGACCAGCUUCUAUUUUGGUUACACAUUGAUGUUUUGUUUGGGUUUAGGUAUACUAUGUGGUGCUGUGGGAUAUCUCGGCUCUACCAUGUUUGUGAGAAGGAUAUACAGAAACAUCAAAUGUGAUUAGGUCCAGAAUCAGGAGGCUCGGUGCACAUCUAAUAAUACAUCACCAAGAGAGACCAACCUGUUCGGUGUAAGAUGUGAGUUACUGAUCAAAAUUGAUGGCCUUCUAAACAUGGAUGACUCUGCUUUUGCUUGCUUCAUAUUUUUGCAACCUAUCUGCCCUUUGUUUAUUUUUCUGGAUGUAGAGAUGGUCUUCUUAUACUAAAUUUAGAGAUACUGUCACGUCUAAAAUCUUGUAGCAAUCAUAAAACUUAUUAGUUAUCUUUUGGGUUACUCAGGACUUGGAACCUUGUGACCCUUUGAACAAAUGAAUUCACAGAUUAAUAAUGCUUUAGUCUUGAUUUA
Messenger RNA from Musa acuminata AAA Group (dessert banana), 2201 nucleotides. Its product is annotated as transmembrane 9 superfamily member 1-like. NCBI's taxonomy places the organism in Eukaryota, Viridiplantae, Streptophyta, Magnoliopsida, Zingiberales, Musaceae. Gene Ontology annotation, biological process: protein localization to membrane. Gene Ontology annotation, cellular component: membrane. The record is from RefSeq and is a predicted model, not a curated record. Bases 94 to 1860 code for a protein of 588 amino acids. The transcript has 12 exons.